Rhizoctonia solani is the source of this 1278-nucleotide messenger RNA. RefSeq names its product alpha-ketoacid dehydrogenase kinase. The transcript has 7 exons. Bases 1 to 1278 code for a protein of 425 amino acids. Gene Ontology annotation, biological process: regulation of glucose metabolic process; protein phosphorylation. NCBI's taxonomy places the organism in Eukaryota, Fungi, Basidiomycota, Agaricomycetes, Cantharellales, Ceratobasidiaceae. Gene Ontology annotation, molecular function: pyruvate dehydrogenase (acetyl-transferring) kinase activity. The record is from RefSeq and is a predicted model, not a curated record. Gene Ontology annotation, cellular component: mitochondrion.
AUGGUGUUUGUUCGCAAGGCCACAUCGGUGGCGGAAAAGCUCGCCCACUAUGCCUCCUUCCCCCAGACUCCAGUCUCUCUGCACCAGAUGGUAGCGUUUGGCCGCGACCCGUCUCCUGGAAAGGUGCUGCGAGCAGCAAAAUUCCUAGCAGAUGAGCUCCCCAUCAGGCUAGCCCAUCGAAUUAGAGAUAUUGACAACUCUGCACAUGACCUGGGCAAGUCUCCUUCAUUUGCUACUGUUCGCAAUUGGUACCUACAGUCUUUCGAGGAAAUAUCAAGCUUCCCCACAAUCAAGCUUCCUCCUAGCACUCAACGCAUCUUCCUACCAACGGCAACCCCUAACCCCUUCAACGGCCUCGCAACUCCUCUCGAACGUGGAACGGCAGGAUCUCAGCGCCGGUUCUACGUCUCUCCAACUACCGACGGAUCAUGGACUCCGGAGCUCCUAGAGCUUAAUUCGCGAUUCAUAAAAGUAUUGGAACGUGUACGCAGGCGGCACGACCCAACCGUAUACCGCGUGGCUUAUGGGGUCCGCGAGUUUUUGAGGAAGGCCGGUGGAAAUGGUGCACAGGGUGCGGAUGAAGAACUCCACAACUGGCUGGACAGGUUUUACAUGUCGAGGAUUAGCAUGAGAUUUUUGAUUAGCCAACACACGGCCAUUAGCUCUCCACAGCCACCACCUCCACACCACGUUGGUAUAAUUAACGAGCAGACCGAAAUUGCGAGCGUUUUGCAAGAUGCCAUCGAUGCUGCCUCUUUUAUUUGCGAAGAAUACUAUGCUUUGCACCGUGCUCCACGCAUCAUCCUUAACUGCCCUUCAUCUCUCCAAUUUGCAUAUGUCCCUGGUCACCUGAACCAUAUUGCGUUUGAGAUUCUGAAAAACUCACUCCGGGCAACUGUCGAAAAGACGUUUGCUGGAUCAGAUGAUGAAAAAUUCCCCGAUAUUCAAGUAGAUGUGAUUGAACUUCCAGCAACCGACCAGAUUGCGAUCCGCGUCCGCGACCAGGGUGGAGGAAUCAAACAAGAGGACCUUCAGAUGGUUUGGAGAUACUCUUAUUCGACCGUCGGUAAUGAAGAUAUCAUGGAUGAGGAUGAGGACGGAAUGAAAGGCGGAACCGUCCGAGCGCCAAUGGCAGGGUACGGCUACGGUCUUCCUCUGUCGAGACUGUAUGCGAGAUAUUUUGGUGGUGAUCUUAGGCUGGAAUCACGAGAGGGCGAAGGGACCGAUGCUACUAUUAUUUUAAACCGUAAGGCGUGCAGCUUGGAGCCUGUGCACUAA